AUGUCUACAACCAAUGAUCCAACAACUUCAACUCAGCCAAACCUUCCUUCUUUACCCUCACACACCCCCUUGCCUGCAACCCAAGAAGAAGUGUCCACUUCUUGGGCUCUGUUGAUCCUAGUGUCGAUCUUGGUGUGCAUUCUACUUACAAGCUACUAUCUGCAACGCCGACAGAUUCGGUUUAUUCAUGAAACGGUUGUGUCAAUUUUUCUUGGGUCGCUUGUUGGGGCUGUCAUCCGAUUCUCACCUGCUGGAACUGGCGGAAUCAAGGAAAUGGUAACUUUUGACCAUCGAUACUUUUUUAAUCUACUUCUCCCGCCAAUUAUCUUCAAUUCAGGAUACGAUAUGAAACGACGCAACUUUUUUAAAAACUUUGGAUCUAUUCUCAUCUUUGCUUUUUGUGGAACAUUUAUUUCUACAACUGUCAUUGGAGUGCUCAUUUUUGCAAUCGUGUCGGUUGGAAUGCCAGGUCUGGACAUGACAUUCCUCGACUGCUUUGUUUUUGGAGCUAUUCUCUCGUCCACUGAUCCAGUCACCAUUUUGUCCAUAUUUCAUCAGAUGAAAGUAGAUCCUAAACUGUUUGCAAUCAUUUUUGGUGAAAGCAUUCUUAAUGACUCGGUAGCCAUUGUGCUGUUUAGCACCUUGGGCAAGUUCCAGGGGAAAUCAUUGACACUCUUGACUUUAUUGCAUGGUAUUGGAUCUUUUCUUGGAGUUUUUUUUGGAUCAGUACUUAUUGGCAUCAUCAUUGCAUUGAUGUGUGCUCUCAUGUUGAAACACACUCAGUUGCACUUGUACUCGUCACUUGAAUCGUGUCUGAUUACUCUCCUUGCGUAUUCGUCCUAUCUUUUAUCCAACGCCAUUCAACUCUCGGGGAUCGUUUCUCUUCUUUUUUGCGGCAUCACGCUUAAACACUACGCAUAUGAUAACAUGAGCAUUAGAAGCAGACGGACAACAAAAUACAUGUUUCGAGUGCUUUCUCAGAUGUCGGAAAAUUUCGUGUUUAUCUACCUGGGUGUAGCACUAUUUACCCAAACUGAUCAAGCUUACUAUCCCGUGUUGAUUUUGCUUACACUGGUGGUGAUUAUGUUUGCAAGGUAUGUUUCGACUAUUCCGCUAGCAAAACUGAUCAAUGUUUUUCCACGUACAAGGGGCGAUACAGUGAAUGACAUGAUUCCUCGUAAUCAUCAGCUCAUGAUAUGGUGGGCUGGUCUUCGUGGAGCCAUUGCAUUUGCUUUGGCAUUUAAUGUUGAGGGAAAGGCUGGCCCGGUUGUAAGAACGACUACUCUAGUCGUGUGUGUAGUUAGUAUUGUUUUACUUGGAGGAACGACACAUUUGGCUCUGGAACGACUGCAUAUUUGCACUGGUGUUUCUACCAAAAUU
Molecule: messenger RNA, 1380 nt
Organism: Batrachochytrium dendrobatidis JAM81
Lineage: Eukaryota; Fungi; Chytridiomycota; Chytridiomycetes; Rhizophydiales
Exons: 4
Biological process (GO): vacuolar acidification; proton transmembrane transport; potassium ion transmembrane transport
Cellular component (GO): late endosome; fungal-type vacuole membrane; early endosome
Molecular function (GO): sodium:proton antiporter activity; potassium:proton antiporter activity
Source: RefSeq, a predicted model, not a curated record